Manis javanica (Malayan pangolin) is the source of this 2954-nucleotide messenger RNA. RefSeq names its product LIM domain binding 1 (gene LDB1). NCBI's taxonomy places the organism in Eukaryota, Metazoa, Chordata, Mammalia, Pholidota, Manidae. The record is from RefSeq and is a predicted model, not a curated record.
CAUCCUGGGGACGCCCGCACCGGGCCGUGGCCGGGCCGCGCCGGCUGCAAGGGCAGCAGGAGCCGCGGGCGGCGGCGGCGGCUCAUGCUCGGCCUGUCCCCGCGCGGGGCGGGCACCGUGACUCGGCUGGGCCCCCAGCGGCGGGCGAUGUGAAGAUGUCAGUGGGCUGUGCCUGUCCUGGUUGUUCCUCAAAGUCAUUCAAGCUGUACUCGCCGAAGGAGCCCCCGAACGGCAACGCCUUCCCCCCCUUCCAUCCCGGCACCAUGCUAGAUCGGGAUGUAGGCCCAACUCCCAUGUACCCGCCUACAUACCUGGAGCCUGGGAUUGGGAGGCACACACCAUAUGGCAACCAAACUGACUAUAGAAUAUUCGAGCUUAACAAACGUCUUCAAAACUGGACAGAGGAGUGUGACAAUCUCUGGUGGGAUGCUUUUACAACAGAGUUCUUUGAGGAUGAUGCCAUGUUAACCAUCACUUUCUGCCUGGAGGAUGGACCAAAGAGAUAUACCAUUGGCCGGACCCUGAUCCCACGCUACUUCCGCAGCAUCUUUGAGGGGGGUGCUACGGAGCUGUACUAUGUGCUUAAGCACCCCAAGGAGGCAUUCCACAGCAACUUUGUGUCCCUUGACUGUGAUCAGGGCAGCAUGGUGACCCAGCACGGCAAGCCCAUGUUCACCCAGGUGUGUGUGGAGGGCCGGUUGUACCUAGAGUUCAUGUUUGACGACAUGAUGCGGAUAAAGACAUGGCACUUCAGCAUCCGGCAGCACCGAGAGCUCAUCCCCCGCAGCAUCCUUGCCAUGCAUGCCCAGGACCCCCAGAUGUUGGAUCAGCUCUCCAAAAAUAUCACCCGGUGUGGGCUGUCCAAUUCUACUCUCAACUACCUCCGACUCUGUGUGAUACUUGAGCCCAUGCAGGAGCUCAUGUCCCGCCACAAGACCUACAGCCUCAGCCCCCGCGACUGCCUCAAGACCUGCCUUUUCCAGAAGUGGCAGCGCAUGGUAGCACCCCCUGCGGAGCCUGCACGGCAGCAGCCCAGCAAACGGCGGAAACGGAAGAUGUCGGGGGGCAGCACAAUGAGCUCAGGGGGUGGCAAUACCAACAAUAGCAACAGCAAGAAGAAAAGCCCAGCCAGCACGUUCGCCCUCUCCAGCCAGGUACCUGAUGUGAUGGUGGUGGGGGAGCCCACCCUGAUGGGCGGGGAGUUCGGGGACGAGGACGAGAGGCUCAUCACCCGGCUGGAGAACACCCAGUUUGACGCAGCCAACGGCAUUGACGACGAGGACAGCUUUAACAACUCCCCAGCCCUGGGCGCCAACAGCCCCUGGAACAGCAAGCCUCCAUCCAGCCAAGAAAGCAAAUCGGAGAACCCCACAUCACAGGCCUCCCAGUAAAGGUCUUACCAUGGCUACCCAGUGCUCUGCGUGCCUGCUCCACCCCUUGCAGCCCCAGGGAGCAGAAGACAGAAUGAAAAGACUGAGCAUCUAAAAUGGUCAGGCUCCGUCUACUUCAGGGAGGAACUGGACUCGGUGGGGGCAGGUGCCAAGAUUUGCCCCCCGGUGGCCCUGGGUUGGGCCUGGCCUCUUCAGAGCCUUUUGGGGGAAAGGGAUACUCAUGCGGAUGUCUACAUGAACUCUGGGCCUCUGAAAAAUGUCCUGACCAUCCGGAGCAUUUACUUCCAUCCUCACCCCACAUCAGGGUUCCCCAUCCUCCUGACUCUACCCCUUCAAGCCUGGGGUUGUCUGUACCCACAGCCGUUAGGGAUUUAAAGUUAUGGGACUUGGUUCAGUGACCCUCCCCCAAACUUCCCCCCAGGUGGCUGGUCGUAGAGGGGUAAAGCUCUGGGCUCCUCUCUGCUGCCACCUAUCUCAGCUCCAAGUUUUUUUUUUAAAAUAAUAUUAUUAAAAAUGUAAGUUUAAAAACAAGCCACUCAUGUACCCCCUUUUCCCCUUAUUAAAAAUCCAGCUACCUCCCUACUCCUGGCUUAGGUGGAGGCGAGCGUGAGGGUAGGGGGUACGUAUCACCAUUUUAUAAAGUGUGAGAGCUUCAGACCAAGGAGACACUUUGCCAUCUCUUCCCUUUUCCUCUGGGGUGACUGGAGUUGGGGAAGGCAUGCCAUGGGGUAAGGGACCAUUGAUGGCCUCGCCUUUGUGACAGCUCCUUGUUGUUGGGCUGUCUCCCCAUCCUCCAAGACUCUGUCCUGCCUCCUAGUGCUUGUGAUUCCCUCUAGCCCAGCCCUCAAUCCCCUGUCCCGGUGGUGUGAAUAUUCUUUACAAGCCUCCACUAGAGCAGCUGUCUUGGAUGGGGGUGCGGGGAGGAUCCCUCCCUUGGAGUGCGGAGGGAAGGGAGCAGCCUUGUUUGUUUGUCCUGUGUUUCUUGUUUUGUCUCAGUUGGGCAGACAUGGGAUGGGGCAGGGGUUCACUCCAGUACUUGUUCCCCAGCCCCUCAAACUGCAUAUGUAGUCCUUCCCUGCCCUCCGUAGAGGGGAAGGAGCCUCUGAGGAUAUCCCAGCUCUUAAGCCCACUAGGGAACAUAGGCCUCUGCCUCAAGCUGAAGUAGAGGGUCUUCCUCUACUUCAUAGAAGCCCCUCCCUCCCCUUUCUCAUAGAAGGGAGGUGGGGGAGCCAGGAUCCUUAGUUCUGUUUAACAGUUGGACAUGUGGAGGCUUGACCCAGGGUGAGGCCAAAGCAGGGUCCUAUCAGUCUGGGCCCACCUCUGGCUUUGCUACCUGUUCUGUGGCCAGAUCCGGAAGUGCUAGCACCAUCUCUCCCCACUCAUCCAUGUGGAUUUUGGGGUCCCCCACACUCUGCUUCCUCCACUGGGUAUUGUGUCAGGAGCUGAGGGAAGGGGUGGUGAAGAUGGAUGUCCUGCCCCAACUGUAAUGCCUUUUUUUUUUUGGGGGGGGGCCAUUUGAGUCAUGUAUGGUACCGAUCAAUAAAGAGACUUUUUGGUUUGAGA